ACUGAUUGAUCUUUAUUAAAGUUCUCGUUGGUAGAAACACGAAUUGUGAAUGGCCGCGAAAAUGGCAGCGGCAGAGUUAAAAGAGAAACAUGCUUCAUUUGUUGGAAUUGCGAAAAGUAAUAUAUCACAAACAGUUUCACACAGAGAAAUCGAAUGCUAUCAGUUUAAGAUAAAAGAUCUGUUAUAUUAUUUAUGUUCUAUCUUUUUUCUUUUUACGGAUACUAUAACAGACAGCUUUGUAUUUGUGCAAUAUCUUUUGCAAGGAUAUACAUUAUGGGGAUGUUUAUCAAUUAGUUUUACAAUUAUACCAGCUGGUAUUAUUCAGUUAUUCAGUUUGAGAUGGCAACAAAGUGAUGGCUCUGUAAAAUUAAUUCACUGGAUAUCACAUAUUUUUUUCUUAGGAGUAUUCCAUAGGUAUUUGAUUUUAUUAUAUACUGCUGUGUAUUCAUUGAAAAAUAAACAAUUUAUAAAGGAUAAGAAGUCAGUAUAUAGAAAAGAGAGUGAUAUUUGCAUGUUACAAUUAUUUAAGUCUUUCAUGGGAGCAGCACCACAACUUGUAUUACAGUUAUACAUUAUUGUCAUAUUACACGAUGCACCUAUUUGGACAAGUAUGUCAACUAUGGCUUCUCUUUGUUCUUUAAUUUGGGCCAUAGGAACAUAUAUAAAAGCCAUGCACAAAAUUAAUCCCAAUCACAAUAAUGAAUCUUGGAUAUCACUGAUGCUUCAAUAUCUUUGGAGAGGUGGAAUGUUAACUUCAAGGCUAGCUGUAUUAGUAUUAAUAGCAAUUUGUUUGAGAAAAUGGUUUUCCUUAUUUCUUGGCUUGCAUUGGUUAUUUAUGACUGUUUGGGUAAUUCUUCAAAACACAGACUUUUGUUCUACUAUUUGGGAAGAACGUAUUUAUAAUUGUAUUAUAGGGCUUAUUUAUUGUUUUGAUUUUUUUAAUUUAUGUGAAGGAAAAUCUCGUUAUAAGGUAUUUGCAUUUUAUUUGAUAAUAGUGAUCGAAAAUUUAUCUUCUUUAGUAAUUUAUAUGUUAAAUUUUAAACAAACAAUAACAAUCGAUAUAUUGAUAUUAAUGAUAUUUUUUAUUGUUGGGGGUAUGCUAAUCGGUCUUAUAAGUAUGUUAUUAUAUUACACUAAAUUUCAUCCAACAAGACACCUAAGUUUAGAUAAAGUUAGUAGUCAAAAUUCAAAUGUUAUUGUCAUUAGUAAUACAGAUACUCCUCGAUCUUUUAAGCAAUAUUAUUGUGAUCCAUUACCACAAUCUUCAAAUAUGUCUACAAGGAUGAUAACUGAGGAAGUAACAGCUGACAAACAAUUUUUGUUAACUAACAUCGUACAGAAUACUGAUUGCUUAGAGGAAGGUAUUGUUAAUGAAGCUUAUAAAAUAGAGAAUGAAAUAAAAACCGCUGAGCACAUGGUUUCUAAAUGCGAAAAAUCACCUAAUUCUUCGUUGAAAGAUAGGGAAACUUUAUCAGUUCACAAUAAAGAUAUAUCGAUUAUUAAUUCAUGUCUUAAAUGUAAUAGAAUAGUUCGUAAUAAUUGUAAGGAUACAUUUAAUGUUAUCUGUAAUUGCAUUGAGAAUACUAUUCCUUUAGAAAAUAGUCUUUCUACAAUUCAUCAUAGGAAACGAAGAGGUAUUUGUUUACCUGUUAUAGAUGAUUUAGAUAAGGAAAAAAACUUCACUGUGAUAAAUUCCAAUGUACAUAUUUCUUCACAAAAGCGUGGGGAUAUAUGUUCUUCAGCUCAACAUACACUUGCAAUCGAUACAGAUGUAGAAAGAUUGAAAUCUGAUUUCAAGCAUUGUGAAAUUCCUAUUGCAAAUUCAGACAUAGAUUUAAAAUCUAAUAAAUCUGUAGAUAAUAAAAAGUUUUGUUCCUUGGAAAAAACACUCAGAGACAUUAAUGGUGUUUUAAAUACUAUAAGAAAUAAAGAGGAAUUACAAAUUGCAACAAUUUCUCAUGGUGAUAAAGAUUCAGAUACAAAUAAAUUAUCUAAAGAUUUGCAACAAAAAGAUGAAACAAUGAGUUGUGUUACAUCAAUUCAUGAUUAUGAAAAUGUAUGUCCAUUAGGAGUUGCAAGACCACCAUGGUGUAUACGUAGUUGGAAGGGUUAUACAGACAUAGAAACUUAUCUUCAUGAUGAUAGUGUUGUCAGAGAUAGACGUAGAGAUACUUUAACAAGUACAACUACUGGAACAACAUAUAGCUCAGAUUUUUCUGAUGGAACGUGUACAAGUUCCUUGAUAAGAAGAAUUUUAAAACAAAAUGAUUAUUUAGAUACUUUGACUUAUGAUAUAGUUGAUUCAAAUGAACUUAAAGUGAAAUGCAAUAAUGAUCUAUAUACAUCGUCGAACACAGAGGAACAAAAUGCCACAUUAUAUGCCGCAAAACCGAUAGUAAUAGACGAUACAGGCGGGAUGUUUUCGUUAGAUACUAUUGUUGAAGAACAUGAUAAUGAUGACGAUGACGAUGACGAUAUUUUCUCUGUAACUACAAAACCUACAGAACCAGCUUGUACAUCAGUGAGUUCCCUUGUAAAUACUAUAGAUCAAAUCAGAACAUCGGCAGCUGAAAAUUCACCUAGACAUAUUUAUCACAGAACAGAAUCGCAUUGGAGUGAUAUGACACAAAAAGAUUUAUCAUUUACAAAUAUGUUGUUUUCCAAUAAGUUUCAUGAUACUCUUGUGGAUGAUGUAAGUUUUGCAAAAUCACCAGAUAAAUCUACAGAUAAGAUUGCAGAAAAAUGUGAAUUAAAUACAAUUAGAGAAUUGGUAAGGUCUUGUACAAUAGAGUCAAUUAAAAAAACUCCUUUAAUUGACGCUAUAUUGUCUGACUCUCCAAUUUUAGGAAAUAGAGCCAAAAUUCAAAAACAAAUGAAUGGGACAACCAGUUCUCAUGUAUUUAAUUCAAACGAACAUGACUUAUAUAUUGAAAUGAACUCUUUAAUACCUGUUGUUAAUUUAAAAGAUACAUGUAUUGACAUAAUAGAUGAUAAACCAUGUGAUCUGAAAGUUAUUGCAGAAAAUAGAAAUUUUAAUGUAUCAACAUCUAUAUCAGACAAAUCUGUAAAAGAGUCAUCAACAUCUGUGUGCUCUAUUAAUGAUGUUAUUAGUGAUAAUCAUUGUAAAAAACAAGAAAAAACGAUUAGUUACACAAAAAAAAAAUGGUCAUUAUUAAAAGAAAAAUUUGAACCAAAAUCACAACUUGUAUAUAUGGUUACACCAAACAAAGGAAUAACAGUAGAACACAUGAACUUUACAAAAAAUUCAGAGACAUUAACUAAAAAUGUUUCAAUUGUUUUAAAAAAAGCACCCAGUUUAUCUUUUACUCAUGAUAAAGAAAACUUAGCUCCAAUUUCUACAGUAAAAGAUAAUAUUACUAAUAAAUAUAGUGAUGUAUAUUUAGAAAAAAGCAAUAACAUUUACGAAAAUGAAGAAACAUUAUAUAAUGUACAAUUUAAUAUGAAAGAUAAGAGACACGUUUUUUUAGAACAAUUCUAA
Vespa mandarinia (Asian giant hornet) is the source of this 3499-nucleotide messenger RNA. RefSeq lists its product as uncharacterized. Lineage: Eukaryota; Metazoa; Arthropoda; Insecta; Hymenoptera; Vespidae. Gene Ontology annotation, cellular component: membrane. The record is from RefSeq and is a predicted model, not a curated record.